AACGAGGAAGAAAACUCGUCAUCUUCUUAAAAAAAAACAAAGAAAACUUGUCAUAGCAUAGCAGAGAGAAGAAGGAAAAGAAAAGGAAGUGAAAGGAAAGGAAAGGAAAGGUAAGGAAAGUUUUCUCUUCUCCUUGAAAUGGGAAACUGCGUUUAAAGCUCUCUCUAUCUAUAUAUCAUAUCAUAGCUCACGCUUGCACACAGUGCAUGAGCCUCACACUCUCAUCUCUCAAUCUACCUCAAUCCCUUUACAUAAUUACCCAAAAAUCCACUUCGAUACUUCCAAGAUAUUGAAAAACAAUAAAAAAAGCUUGAAAAUUUUCAUCUUUUAAGCCUUCAUUUACUUUUUGGAUUUGGGUAUCAUCCCCGAUCUCUCCAAUCAAUCUGUUUUUAAAUCUUUCUCGAUCGGUGUUGGUGCUGGAGGUGGUGGUGAUUUCUGGGUCAUGGCGAUUCCUGCAGUAGCUGUCAUCUUGCCUUUGGGACUUCUCUUCUUCUCUUCUGGCCUUAUUGUUAAUCUCAUUCAGGCUAUCUGCUUUGUUCUUAUUCGGCCAUUGUCCAAGAGCACAUACAGAACGAUCAAUAGAGCUUUGGCAGAGCUGUUGUGGCUGGAGCUUGUAUGGGUUUUUGAUUGGUGGGCGGGAGUGAAGGUGCAGUUAUUUACAGAUAAGGAGACCUUCUCUUUAAUGGGCAAAGAACAUGCACUUCUCGUACCCAACCACAGAAGUGACGUUGAUUGGCUUGUUGGAUGGGUUUUGGCUCAGCGGGCAGGAUGCCUUGGCAGUGCAUUAGCUGUCAUGAAGAAAUCAUCAAAAGUCCUUCCGGUCAUAGGCUGGUCCAUGUGGUUCUCUGAGUACCUCUUCCUGGAAAGAAGUUGGGCCAAGGAUGAAAGCACUUUAAAGUCAGGUCUUCAACAGCUAAAAGACUUCCCUCGACCUUUUUGGUUGGCUCUUUUUGUCGAAGGAACUCGUUUUACGCAGGCAAAGCUUUUAGCAGCACAGGAAUAUGCAACCUCAGCUGGGUUGCCUAUUCCUAGAAAUGUUUUGAUUCCUCGUACUAAGGGCUUUGUUUCAGCAGUGAGUAAUAUGCGCUCAUUUGUUCCAGCCAUUUAUGAUGUAACAGUAGCCUUACCCAAAAGUUCCCCUCAGCCUACAUUGCUCAGGAUGUUUAGGGGUCAAUCCUCAGUGGUGCAUGUACACAUAAAACGACGUUUGAUGAAGGAUCUACCUGAAACAGAUGAUGCUAUUGCGCAAUGGUGCAGGGAUAUAUUUGUUGCCAAGGAUGCGUUAUUGGACAAGCAUAUAGCUGAUGGCACGUUCAGUGACCAAGAAAUGCAGGAUAUUGGUCGACCUAUUAAGUCUCUUGUGGUUGUUAUGUCCUGGUCAUGCUUACUUGUUUUGGGGGUCUUGAAGUUCCUCCAUUGGUCAUCACUUUUGUCAUCAUGGAAGGGUAUUGCGAUAUCGUCAUCUGCACUGGCCAUUAUUACUAUACUUAUGCAGAUAUUGAUACGCUUCACUCAGUCGGAGCGUUCGACUCCGGCCAAGGUUGUCCCAGCGAAGCCCAACAAAGGAGAGGCACCCAUAACAGGACAAGACAAACAACACUAAGUCACAGUCUGUUAGUUAAGUUUCACAAAUAUCAGUAACUUCAUCAGAAAUCAUUUUUGUGAAAAUACAUGUAGUUUCUGCUUCGCUUGAUUCGUAUGCGCUGAUUUUAGACUAGUUGGAGCAGUUCUUAUGUUGCACAGUUUGUAUGCAUAUCAAUUCAUUCUUGGCCAGUAAAAUUAGGCAAGUCCUGUACAUUACAUCAACAAUGGCUGUAGCAGAUACAUAUCAGUCAUUUUCCUUCUUUUC
Messenger RNA from Manihot esculenta (cassava), 1849 nucleotides. Its product is annotated as 1-acyl-sn-glycerol-3-phosphate acyltransferase 2. Gene Ontology annotation, cellular component: endomembrane system. The record is from RefSeq and is a predicted model, not a curated record. NCBI's taxonomy places the organism in Eukaryota, Viridiplantae, Streptophyta, Magnoliopsida, Malpighiales, Euphorbiaceae. The coding region runs from base 443 to 1603 and encodes 386 amino acids. The transcript is spliced from 11 exons. Gene Ontology annotation, molecular function: 1-acylglycerol-3-phosphate O-acyltransferase activity.